AUGUACGUCCGAAUAUUACGAACGCAUAUCACAUCAACAAAGGCUCUCAACGCUUUGGAACCGCAUAUUUCAGAGGAAACGAUCAGGUAUCAUUAUCUCAAGCACCACGCGGGCUACGUCAAAAAACUCAACGAGCUCGCGGUUAAGCAACCAGAAAUAGCCACAAAAACGCUCGACGAGCUCUUGGAAACAGCGCAGGGUACAGUGUACAACAUGGCGGCUCAAGUAUGGAACCACGAUUUCUACUGGCUCGGAAUGUCGCCAAACGGAAGUAUAGCCGAUGCGCCAAUGACGAAUGAGCUUAUAAACAAGACAUUCGGAUCACACGAGGCCCUAAAGCAGCAGAUAACGCAAAUGGCGACGGGUAAUAUCCGUUUUAUGCCCACCAAUAACAAUGCAGCUCACUUCGGAAGCGGAUGGGUCUGGGCGACGUACGACCGGGUUACCGACACACUAAAACUUGCUGCCACGAAAGACGCAGACAACCCUAUAAGGCUCUGGAUGGUGAAGCCAGUUUUGGUGAUAGAUGUCUGGGAACAUGCCUACUACAUUGACUACCGCAAUGACAAGUCAAAGUACACCGAUGCCUGGUUCAAAGUGAUUAACUGGGAGCGGGCAGAACAACUAAUACAGAAGUACAGGUCUGAGUGA
This is a messenger RNA of Babesia bigemina, 651 nucleotides long. RefSeq names its product Fe,Mn superoxide dismutase, putative. The coding region runs from base 1 to 651 and encodes 216 amino acids. The record is from RefSeq and is a predicted model, not a curated record. Lineage: Eukaryota; Apicomplexa; Aconoidasida; Piroplasmida; Babesiidae. Gene Ontology annotation, biological process: superoxide metabolic process. The transcript has 3 exons. Gene Ontology annotation, molecular function: superoxide dismutase activity; metal ion binding.